Camelina sativa (false flax) is the source of this 1612-nucleotide messenger RNA. Its product is annotated as protein BREVIS RADIX-like. Lineage: Eukaryota; Viridiplantae; Streptophyta; Magnoliopsida; Brassicales; Brassicaceae. The record is from RefSeq and is a predicted model, not a curated record.
UAAACAAAACAAAACUCAGAGCUCCGUUUCAGUUCCCGGGUCACCCGAUAACCCGAAUUCUUAACCCGGUUUCGUUCCUUCGUUCUCGUUAAAAAUUUAUCUCCGAGAAGAUGAAGGUUUCUACUUUCUAAAGAUUUUUUGAUUUGGAGCUUCAAAUACAGAUUCCAUUUUUACACGAAGAAGAAGACGUUCAGCCAUUGAUGGUCUAUUUAUAGGCUUAGACACAGAGCCGAACCCCACUCGUGCCGGCGUCCUAAAUAGACCAAUCCUUCCUUCCAUAGAGCAAAACAUAAAUCUUCCAGUCAACUUUUUUGUUGUUUCUCAGAUAUCGAAAAAAUAAAAGGGGCUGAAAAGGCAGAGAUAAACACAAACACAAAAAUAAGAGAGGGGCAAAGAUGUUUUCUUGUAUAGCUUGUACCAAAGCAGACGGAGGUGAAGAAGUUGAACAUGGAGCGCGUGGAGGCACCACUCCCAAUACUAAAGAAGCCGUCAAAAGCCUAACCAUACAGAUCAAAGAUAUGGCUUUAAAAUUCUCUGGUGCUUAUAAACAAUGCAAGCCAUGCACUGGUUCCUCUAGCAGCCCCUUAAAGAAAGGACUUAGACAUUUCCCGGAUUAUGAUAAUGCUUCUGAAGGUGUUCCAUAUCCUUACAUGGGUGGAAGUGCGGGUUCAACUCCUGCUUGGGACUUCACAAACUCCUCUCACCAUCCAGCUGGACGGUCGGACUCAAAAUUUACAUCAAUCUAUGGAAAUGAUCGGGAAUCUAUCUCUGCACAGUCUUGUGAUGUGGUACUGGACGAUGAAGGGCCUAAAGAGUGGAUGGCUCAAGUAGAACCUGGUGUUCAUAUCACAUUCGCUUCGCUUCCUACUGGAGGAAACGAUCUCAAACGGAUCCGCUUCAGCCGGGAGAUGUUUGAUAAGUGGCAAGCACAACGGUGGUGGGGUGAGAACUAUGACAAGAUCGUUGAGCUUUAUAAUGUACAAAGAUUUAACCGGCAAGCUCUACAAACGCCUGCAAGAUCCGAAGAUCAGUCACAGAGAGAUUCAACUUACUCAAAGAUGGAUUCAGCGAGAGAAAGCAAAGACUGGACUCCAAGACACAACUUCAGGCCACCAGGAAAUGUCCCGCAUCACUUCUAUGGCGGUUCUAGCAACUAUGGACCAGGAAGUUAUCAUGGAGGAGGACCUCCAAUGGAUGCAGCACGAACCACCACUUCUUCAAGAGAUGAUCCACCCUCCAUGAGCAAUGCUAGUGAAAUGCAGGCUGAGUGGAUCGAAGAGGACGAGCCCGGUGUUUACAUUACCAUCAGACAAUUAGCAGAUGGGACAAGAGAGCUACGUCGAGUCAGAUUCAGCCGGGAACGAUUUGGGGAAGUGCAUGCAAAGACAUGGUGGGAGCAGAACAGAGAGAGAAUACAAACACAGUACCUCUAAGAUAAAAGAAACAUUAUGGUCUCUCUCUACCAAAUCUUUGAUUAAUUAAAUCUCUGUCACACAACAAUACAGCUAUACACAUUUUGCUAAUCUUUUGUUCAUCUUAAUUAGCUUAACAUCUAUACAUAAAUCAAAUGUUUUGAACCAUCAUCUGUAAUCAGAGCUGACUACAUAUACUA